AUGGUUCAGGAUGUUCUGGACUUGUACAAUAGUAAUCCAACAGACAAAGCAUUUCGUCAUUAUGAUGAUCAAGCUCAGUUUGAAGAUCCGUUGCAGUUUUCAGGAAAUUUGUCAUCAGUGAAAUCGGCAUUUAAAGCGUUACCAAAAGUAUUCGAAGAUUCAACCGUUGUACGAAGUGAUGCAGAUAUUGAAUCGAAUCCAGAUUUAAUCCAAAUAUCAUUGCGAACGAUAUAUAAGAUGAAAAUAGGUGGUGAAACAACGAUGGAUUCAGUAGUACUGUUAUCAAUCAAAGAUAACAAAAUAAUUCGACAUGAAGAGCGAUGGAACGGUGAAGAAAUACCCAAUAAAGAAACGUCUUUUUUGGGCAGAAUCAGAGAGUCACUUCGACAUGUCACUGGUAAAGUUGUUCAUACAUUGGUUGAUCCAGACAAAGAACCCAAAAAAUGA
Molecule: messenger RNA, 447 nt
Organism: Didymodactylos carnosus
Lineage: Eukaryota; Metazoa; Rotifera; Eurotatoria; Philodinida; Philodinidae
Source: the annotation of a GenBank genome assembly